AUGCCGAGUAAAUAUCUUCUCACGCCCCCGGAAGGCUUGCACUCUCUAACAUCUGGAAACACCAAAAAAAUUUAUCCAGACUUUGAUCCAUGGUCUCACACUCCAUUAGAUGAUAAAAUCUUCCUCAAUUUUGUAUCAAAGGGGUACUACAACAGUGCUAAAGUCAACUUUGAAAGCAUAUCAUCGAGGUCCUCACUUCAAGAAUCUUUGCCGGCUGUUUCGGGGCUCCUUGCAGAUCAGCUAUCAGAUGUCGUGCGUAUAAGAGAGGAGAAGAUUAACAGAAUUACGGCGAACUCUACAAGCUCGGCCAAGAAAAGCGGCAUGCCAAGCGAUCUCUCAGGCCCAGGCUUUUCGCUACCAAAGCGUGUUACUCUUACUGAUCACAGAAGAGAAUUGUGGCUCCAGGAAAUGAGUUCGCCUCAGUCAUCUCUCUCAGAAACUUCAAAGACAAUUCCACACGGAUUAAAGCGCCGACAACUAUUAGAGCAGUGCUACCUGAAACAAAUUCCAAUUCCUCGAGCAAUCUGGCUCAUUAAGUGUUGCUUCUCACUGGAAUGGAAAACGCUGGCAAACAAACAGGGAGCAACGCAAAUUGAAGACGGAAUUGACAAGUUGUUGAAAGAGUGGUCUGAGACUAUGGUACAUCUCCUUGAGCGACUAGUGUUUGAAAUGACUCAGUACUACAAUGAGCCCGUGAAACUGAGCAACUGGCGGCAAAAGAUAAAGUACUACUUAAGCUUGCUUGGGAACUGUUAUUCUCUGAACUUAAUGGAUUCCAACUUUUUUCAUCAUUGGCUUGUUGACUUCAUAGCGAAGAUCGAAAAUUUUGAAUAUCUUCCUAUGGCACUUCAUAUUUUAACAGUCUUUUGGGGAGGUAUUUUUGAAGCUUGCAGGCAUUCUGAAGAUCCUCAGCAGCUAUUUCUGGUAAACAAGAUGACAGAGGCUCUCUUGUACAAGUACUACAUGGUCACAAGCAGUCGAUCUAUGAUUAAUGACGAACAAUAUCUGAUUAACGAUGUUAAAAAGAAUAAUAAAGUCAACAAGACAAUUUUGGCAAAACUCAAAGGGUUGAUCGAAAAGAUCUUCCAAGGACAAUCUAUGGAAGCUUUUGUCUUUCCAAAUAACAACUGGGACAUCUACAAAAAAUGCCUUUACGAAAUAUUGCAGGUCGAUAAGAUUCGGGAGGACGAUGGAAGUAGCUCAGAAGCUUCAAAGAAGCUUGAGUUAAUUGUUUACAGAAACGAUUCGCUUAAAUUCAACACCAUCUUACAUGACGCAGAUACUGAAAGUCUUGGAUCGGGCAAUGAAACGCCAAAUAACCUUGAAAAUAUUUUUGUACCGGACACAGUGCUAAAGUUGAAAAGGAUCGAUUACAAGUUGACCAAGGCCUUGGAUGAAAAUUGUCCCGGCGACGAUUGGGCAACGUUUGCAGACCAGAAGCUGCGACGGGUUGAGCAAAUAAUUCAAAUGAUGUUAUGGGCAGUUCAUCCUUCUCGGAGUCACCACUACGAAGCAUCACAACUAGUUGCUAAGCUUCUGCUGCUCAAGCUCAAUUCUCGAAAUGGCAACCUUGAAUAUAGCUUGGAAGACAAAAUCUGGGCUCUUGUAUUUGUGUUCGCUAAGACCAAGUCUGAAGAUCUGAAGUUUAUGGUAUCUUUAACAAGGCUACAUCAGCUUCUCAAUGUUUUCAUUGGGUAUGGAAUCGUGAAAGUUCCUACUUACAUUAGAAAAUUGAUUAGUUCAGGAGUGCUUUAUUUGACGCAUUCUUCCGACAAGCUUUUCCACUGCAACCUUUUGAUUAACCUAAAAAUAUCCCCGCUUAUGAAAAUUCAAUAUAACAUGGUAUUAAGAAAUGUUCAUGAGUCGAACCCUGAAUUCUAUGACAAUUACAAUUAUGAUAGGUUGAUGGAAAUGCUUGAGGGUGCGAAAGAGUCACUUUCCAGCGGAAAUUACGAGUUUGUUAAAGAAGUCCCUUAUAGUAUUAAAUUGAUGGCUUCAGAGUGGUACUUGAAUGUCAUAUGUUCUCCUAUUGAUGGCUCUUUAAGGACGGUGAGGAAAUUGGAUGUAAUCGAGAAACUCAAGGUAUUUUGCGUUAACCUUAAAGUUUAUCAUCAAUUCUACAAGUGGGUGGAGUUCAUUGUUUAUCACCAGUUGUUAAACGACCUCGAAGCUUUGGAAUGCCUUGUUGAUAUUCUAAUGUAUUAUGACAAACUGUUCCCUUUGCUAAUCAAUGACCACACUUUAUUGAUGAAAACCAUACUGCAUCUUCAUUCUUUGAAAUUAGCUCCCCAAAACACUGCUUCUCAAAACCUUCUGCUCUUCAAUGACUUUUGGCUCUUUUUCAUGAAAAGGUUUCCUCUAGCCCUCGAGAUAGACACGGAUCUUCAGACGAAACUAAUAGAAGCCUACGAGUCUGAAAAAGCUCAAAUCGAGCGUUUAGCAAAGCCCCAUAGUCGAAACGACGGCACAUCUCCCUUGAAAGCCGAUAAUGAUAGCAUCCAGAGUGUUAAAAAAGAAUCCCAGAAUUUUCCUAGCGUUUUUCAACCAAAUCUGAAAUGCCUGCUGACUUCCGGUGAGGAAGAAAGCCUAAGAAAUGCUAGAAAAAAUAUGAGGGUGUUGAUGAUCAUAAACUUGACAGAGUACAAUAAGUUCAUGUCGAUUUUUCUGAAAAGAAGAAGCGCUAGCGACGAAGAACUAGCUCGUCUCAUUUCUCUUAAGGUGUUAUCUCUUAGCCUGAUCAAGAAAGUUCUUGGAGGGCCAGCGGUGGUUAACUUAUUAGACACAAGGUAUUGUGACUGCGGCAUGGCUUUCGAACUACAAAAGAAAACAUUCACAAAACAAAACCUGCGUCUGGUAAUGAAUGCACUAUGUGAAGAUCUUCCAGGAAGUUAUCAAAAACUGCUUAACGUAAUUGGAGAGUUUAGUACUACCAAGAACGGACAAGAGCAAAUAUCAAAUAUUGUCAACAAGGUUCAAGUUAAAGGAGGCAAAGACACUUUCUCUUUUAUCACUGACUUGCUUAACCUCGGCGUCAACAAUUCAGAAUGGGGUAAUUUCGAGCCUCUCCCAGAGUCAGCCCGUCAUGAUUUAUUUGAAGAUGACGGUGAAGUUACUGAAGAGGAGACAGACGUUCUUGAUUUAUUUUCGAGACUCAACUUUACAAAUCUUUGGAUCUUUCAAAUUUUAACCAGUCUUUAUCUUCAAAGUAUGAACUGCUUAAGUCCUGCCAAACCGCAUUUUGCUCUUGACAUUAUUGAGCUUACAGGUUGUGAUGUCGCUGCUUCCAAGUUGUUCGACAAAAUUUCCAACGUUGAGGUUCUUGAAAAAACACUUCAGACAUUAGAGGUUGACUUCUUUCAAAGAAAGUCUAUCAAGGACCCCGAGGUGUCCUACUAUUAUGUGAUCAUUGAAACUAUUGUGAAUAUCUCCAGAAGGCUGAAUAAGGUUUCCACUAGCAGCAUACCAAUGGGUGAAGAGUCAUUCAGGUUAAUGAAAGAAUGCUGCCAUGAAUUCAUAUCCAAAGAUCCUACAGACCUCGCUAAGCUUGAGUACAGACUAGACGCAUUUUUGAAAAUUUUAAUUGUUCAUCAGAAGUUUAUUUUAAAGGAGGGAUUAGAAAAGCCUCAACCAGCUUUCGAAGGCUACAGUGAAUUCUUGAGGAUGUUAUGUCAGCUUUUUCACAAAAUAGACUUUAGCUUGAAGCUUAAGCUUUUACUAUAUGAUGUCCUAGCCUCCAUGAAAUCAUUCGUGAUUUAUUCCUCAACUGGCAGGAACCAUCAGUUGUCUAUAAAGAAAAACCUAAAGGUUCCCAAAGAGCUUCUUGAUCUUCCUCCUUUCAAAAUUUCUUCAUUUAUGCCUGGUGAUAUUCCAUCCGGCGAGGCAAACAAGGUUGAACCUGGAAUCAAAGACAGAAAUCCUAGCGAUGAGCCGAGGAAGCCAGUAUUUUUUCUUUACAACAAGUCCUCAAAUACCUUUGAAGAAAAAUUAAGCCUUCGUCCAUUUCAUCUUCUUGACAACUUCCAAGAAGAGGGCCCUGAAUUCAAUAAUACGCCCUUGAAUUUGUGUUUGUUCAACGCAUCUUACUAUAGGAAGAACCCGACUUAA
Messenger RNA from Lachancea thermotolerans CBS 6340, 4104 nucleotides. It is a transcript of the gene SRB8, whose product is annotated as Srb8p. Gene Ontology annotation, cellular component: mediator complex. Gene Ontology annotation, biological process: regulation of transcription by RNA polymerase II. Bases 1 to 4104 code for a protein of 1367 amino acids. NCBI's taxonomy places the organism in Eukaryota, Fungi, Ascomycota, Saccharomycetes, Saccharomycetales, Saccharomycetaceae. The record is from RefSeq and is a predicted model, not a curated record. The transcript has a single exon. Gene Ontology annotation, molecular function: transcription coregulator activity.